Parnassius mnemosyne (clouded apollo) is the source of this 462-nucleotide messenger RNA. Lineage: Eukaryota; Metazoa; Arthropoda; Insecta; Lepidoptera; Papilionidae. The record is from the annotation of a GenBank genome assembly.
AUGCCUAACAAACCUGCAAAGUAUGGUAUAAAGUUAUUUUCUCUGGCGGAUGCUACAAUAUACUACACAAAGAAGUUAGAAAUAUACGUUGGGAAGCAGCUAGAAGGUUCGUAUAAUCUAGAUACUUCAACUGUUGCUCUUGUCAAAAGGAUGAUAAAACCAAUUGCAGGAAGUGGACGAAAUGCGACGAUGGAUAACUGGUUUACGAGCAUUUCGCUAGCUGAACAAUUACUUACAGAUUAUAAUUUGACAGUAGUUGGCACAGUGAAAAAGAACAACCCGGACAUCCCAAAUGACUUCAAGCGAAUAUGCUUGGAAGAAUUUUCCUGCGUGUUUGGUUAUAAACAAACACAGACAUUACUUUCUUACUGCCCCAAAAAGGAUAAAAUUGUACUAUUGCUCUCGACAAUGCACAAUUAUGGCGCAGUGGAUGAUUCUACUCAAAAAAGCUCCCGGAAGUGA